Molecule: messenger RNA, 1443 nt
Organism: Schizosaccharomyces cryophilus OY26
Lineage: Eukaryota; Fungi; Ascomycota; Schizosaccharomycetes; Schizosaccharomycetales; Schizosaccharomycetaceae
Product: CCAAT-binding factor complex subunit Php4
Exons: 1
Coding region: 199-1092 (297 amino acids)
Biological process (GO): regulation of DNA-templated transcription
Cellular component (GO): nucleus
Source: RefSeq, a predicted model, not a curated record
GUUAUAUCAGAUCUAUUUUAUAUCUAUCAGAUCAAACUUCACCACCAGAAAACAGAACAAAUUUGUAAACACUCCGAGUUAUUUCCUUUUUUAUUGAAAAGCUUCCAGUAUUAAAUUUAGCUAUUAUAAAAAAGCUCAUUACUUUGGUUUCUUUGAAAAUCAAACGAGGGAAACAACUUUGAUUUAGUUUCUUUAUAAAUGGACAAACACGAGACAUUAGCAGAAACCAAGACCUCCUCUCCAGGACUAGAAAAGUCAAAGACUCCUACGGUUAAGAUCUCGAAACAAUGGGUUGUACCACCCCGACCCAAGCCAGGCCGUAAGCCUGCUUUAAACGCCCAAGGAAAGAGGAAGGUUCCUAUCAAACCAAAGCCUGAUACACAAGAAACUUUGACCUCUGAACAAACUCAGUUCCAUGUACGCGAGGAACAGUAUCAGGAAAUGAUUGGAAAGCUUCAGCAACAGAACAACCGACUGAUGGAGCAAUUAGAGUUAUUACAAAAGCAACUGAGCAACGUGUGUUUUGAACAAAAUAUCACUCCUUCUUCCAGUUUAGACGUGUCAAGUGACUCCAAUAGCGUUGAGCCACCCAAGGCUUAUAAUGCUGAGCUGCAGCGCCAUAACUGCCCUGUUCAACCUCCGUGCUCAAGAAAUGCCGUUUAUACCGAAGUGCCAAUUGAGUUGGAUCCUCAUGUUUUCCUAGGAGAUUCAUUAAAGCGAGUCCGCUUAACCAAUAAGCAAGAUAGAAAGGUGUUGUCGAAGGCGGUACCUGUGAAAUCAAAUAUAUCUACCAACGAAAUUAACUUUACACCGGAGAACCCGGUUGUGACGGAAAGGAUUCGAAAAACGGGAAUUUGCAAUGGCACCGAUGGAUGUCUAUAUUCCUCAGAGCCUAUGAAACAAAAACGGGCUCGUGAAUCUGAUGAAACCAAGAUCUAUGCGCAAUUACUUAUUGACUUACACAACUCUGCCCAGGAUGCUCCUACUGUGAAUGCCGGACCGUCUAUCGAAUUCUUUCGAUCUCAGGCAGCUCAAAAACGAAGGCCACCCAUCCUGGAACCGAAUCCUUUCGUUCCAAGGAUUUCCGCAUAAUGAGAAGUAAACGUUUGUUUUGUAAUGACUGUAGGUACGGAAAUGGAGAUUGCAAUUCCAAAUAAUUUAGUUUCUUUGUAUAUGGUGUUUCCCAGAAAGUUAUGAGCAACUAAUUGCCAAACUUUCUAUAUCCAAUCUCUGUUAUCUCAUUUUUUUAUUAUUUCAUGUUUUUUUCUUUUUUUAUUAUAUAUCUCUUCAUAUGCUUUUCUUGUAUAGUUCAAAAAUUUUGUGAUACUUUUGAUUUUAGUUAUUUAGAAAAUGAAUACAGCACAUUCCAGUCUUGUUUCCCUUGUUGCUUCACGAAUAGACUGCAGCUCUUACAAGAGAUUUUUUAUGUGCUAGGCGAUUGUU